Molecule: messenger RNA, 4975 nt
Organism: Dermatophagoides farinae (American house dust mite)
Lineage: Eukaryota; Metazoa; Arthropoda; Arachnida; Sarcoptiformes; Pyroglyphidae
Source: RefSeq, a predicted model, not a curated record
UUUAAUUUCGAUUUUCAUUCCCUUUCAUUUGUGAAACAAUUGAAUCAUCUGAUACAUAAAAAAAUUGUUGAUAAAAUUAAUCAGUGCUUGCUUUGAUUGUCCAGACAAAAAGAAUUAUAUGUGAUUCUUGAAGAAGCAUUCUUGUUUUUGUUCACAAAUAAUUGUAUCAACUUUUAUAAUUCCGGAUUAAAUCCGUACGUUUCAACAAAAAUCAUUCAACACGGCUUUCGCACAUUUAAACGGUAUAUCGACGAGUGCAGUCGUCUUUGACGAUAUUUUUUCUACAUCGAUACCAUCGGCUGCUUGUGCCGCUGCUGCUGCUAUAACCGGAUUGUCGCCAUCGAUUGCUGCUGUUGCCACCGGAGGACCACCACCAUCACAGCCACUGCCGCCACCACCAAUUGGCUCGAGCUCGUCAUCAUCGUCAACAUCAACAUACUCGCCGCCAUUAUUAUCAAACCAAAUUCAGCAGCACCCAAAACAGACAAUUGUGCCCAACAUGUUUCCAAUGGGAACACAACCUCCUAAUAAUAGGGGAAAAGCUCCACUACCACAAAUGCAGCCAACAACAAUCGGUCAACAUGGCCAAUUUACUGGAUCAUUGGUCGUUGGGUCAGCCGGUACCGGUGGUAAUGGUGGAGGGGGUACAUCCGGUCCAAUUGGUAGUGUUGCACCAGGAAGUUCGGUUGUUCCAUCAACGAGUGGUCUACAAGCAGGUGGUGGAGGGAACGGUAGUUCCGGUGGUAGUGGUAGCAGUGCAGUAGGUGAUCCUGGCUAUUCUGGACCAAGAUUUAUCUCACCACGGCGACCUGAUUAUGGCCAUUAUGGAUUUCCUAUCCAUUUAAGAGCAAAUCAUUUCCAGAUAACUAUGCCGCGUGGUUUUCUCCAUCAUUAUGAUGUGACCAUUACACCGGAAAAAUGUCCAAGAAAAAUCAACAGAGAAAUUAUCGAGAUAAUGGUCCAAGCAUACAACAAAAUAUUUGGCAACAUAAAGCCCGUUUUUGAUGGUCGAAAAAAUAUUUACACGCGUGAUGAUUUGCCUAUUGGUCGUGACAAAAUUGAAUUGGAAGUAACACUACCUGGUGAAGGAAAGGAUCGAGUGUUUCGCGUUGCAAUCAAAUACGUGUCCAAAGUGAAUCUUGAUUUGCUUGAAGAAGCUCUCGAAGGUAAUGCUCGUACAAUGCCACAGGAUUCGAUACAAGCAUUGGAUGUUGUCAUGCGUCAUUUGCCAUCGAUGACAUAUACACCGGUUGGACGUUCGUUUUUCUCAUCACCCGAUGGUUAUUUCCAUCCUUUGGGUGGUGGCCGUGAAGUUUGGUUUGGUUUCCAUCAAUCAGUACGUCCAUCACAAUGGAAAAUGUCAUUGAAUAUCGAUGUAUCAGCGACUGCAUUUUAUAAAGCGCAACCAGUGGUCGAUUUCCUAAUGGAAGUAUUGGAUUUGCGUGAUUAUGAACAAUGUCGUAAAAAUUUGUCUGAUUCAUUUCGUGUAAAAUUUACCAAAGAGAUCAAAGGUCUUAAAAUUGAAAUCACUCAUUGUGGUACUAUGCGACGAAAAUAUCGGGUAUGUAAUGUUACCCGACGUCCUGCACAGCUACAGUCUUUCCCAUUGCAACUUGAAAAUGGUCAAACAAUCGAAUGUACUGUGGCCAAAUAUUUUCUGGAUAAAUAUAAAAUGAAAUUGAGAUAUCCAAAUUUGCCUUGUCUUCAAGUUGGCCAAGAGCACAAACAUACCUAUCUUCCAUUAGAAGUGUGUAAUAUUGUACCUGGUCAACGAUGUAUCAAAAAAUUGACCGAUAUGCAAACAUCAACAAUGAUCAAAGCUACGGCCCGUUCUGCACCCGAUCGUGAACGAGAGAUUAAUAAUCUCGUUCAGAAAGCCGAUUUUAAUAAUGAUCCAUAUGUACGCGAAUUUGGUUUAAGCAUAUCGAAUAUGAUGAUGGAAGUAAAAGGACGAGUACUACCUGCACCAAAAAUUCAAUAUGGUGGGCGUACAAAACAACAAGCUAUACCAGCUUUUGGUGUAUGGGAUAUGCGUAAUAAACAAUUUCAUAUUGGCGUUGAAAUUCGUGUAUGGGCUAUCGCUUGUUUCACGCCACAACGAAUGUGCCGUGAAGAUGCAUUGCGUUCUUUUACUCAAAGUUUGCAAAAAAUUUCUAACGAUGCUGGUAUGCCUAUCAUUGGGCAGCCAUGUUUCUGCAAAUAUGCUACCGGUGCUGAUCAAGUGGAACCAAUGUUCCGUUAUUUAAAACAAACAUAUGUUGGCCUACAAUUGGUUGUAUGCGUAUUGCCAGGAAAAACACCCGUCUAUGCUGAAGUUAAACGUGUUGGUGAUACCGUAUUAGGUAUCGCUACACAAUGUGUUCAGACAAAAAAUGUUACUAAAACAUCGCCACAAACAUUAUCGAAUUUAUGUUUGAAGAUUAAUGUCAAAUUGGGUGGUAUCAACAAUAUCCUUGUGCCCAACAUAAGACCGAAGGUGUUCAAUGAGCCUGUGAUAUUCUUAGGCGCAGAUGUAACACAUCCACCAGCAGGCGAUACUAAAAAACCAUCCAUUGCGGCUGUUGUCGGUUCAAUGGAUGGCCAUCCAAGUCGUUAUGCAGCAACUGUUCGUGUACAACAGCAUCGCCAAGAUGUCAUUCAAGAUCUCAGCACAAUGGUACGCGAACUGCUUUUACAGUUCUAUCGAACUACACGAUUCAAACCAUAUCGUAUAAUAUUGUAUCGUGAUGGUGUAAGCGAAGGCCAAUUUCAACAAGUAUUAACCCAUGAAUUGAUCGCCAUACGUAAGGCAUGUGUCCAACUUGAAGAAGAUUAUCGUCCUGGCAUUACAUUUAUUGUUACACAAAAACGUCACCAUACACGGUUAUUCUGCGCCAAAGAAAAAGAACAAAUUGGCAGAAGUGGCAACAUUCCAGCUGGUACCACUGUUGAUGUUGGAAUUACUCAUCCUACAGAAUUUGAUUUUUAUUUAUGUUCGCAUGCCGGUAUUCAGGGCACAAGUCGCCCUUCACAUUAUCAUGUACUAUGGGAUGAUAAUGAUUUUUCUGCUGAUGAAAUUCAAUUGCUGACUUAUCAACUUUGUCAUACAUAUGUACGAUGUACACGUUCGGUAUCGAUUCCAGCUCCGGCCUAUUAUGCUCAUUUAGUUGCAUUCCGUGCUCGUUAUCAUCUGGUCGAUUUAAAAGAAAUCGAUAGAUUAAGUCAAGCUGAAAUUGAAUCCAAUACUUCAACAUCAUUUUCCGAAAAUGAACCACAUAAUCCUACUGGUGAAGGUACAAGUCAUCAUCCUGGAACGAAUUUCGAUGAACGUACAACAGCUGCAAUGUCACGAUCAAUAGCAUUACACCCAAAUUCAUUCAAAGUCAUGUAUUUCGCUUGAACGAUUUUAACUAAAGAUAAUUGGCGAAUACUUAAUAAUGACCAGAAUUAAAAUCCGAAAGAACCGAAAAUAUUAAUUUUUUCUAAUCAUCAUGACCAUCAAACGUUAUAUUCACUAUCAUAUCUUCAUUUCACAUUUGACAACCACUACAACCGUGCCCUACACACACACACACACCUACCUAUUAAUGGUCAUCACAUUUGUAGAAAACAAAGCAGCUAUAUAUAAAAUAUUUUAUUUGCUUACGAAUCUCAUCAAAUCUAUGCAUGCAAGCAUGAACACAAUCGUCUUUAUUUUCGCAUUCAUCUAAUCAGACAUCAAACACCAGUCCACAACCACCACCGUCCGUGCUCCAUAAAGAAGGAAAUGAAUACUAUUUCGAAAUGAGUCAAAAAGAAAAAUCAACAAUUUUUAAUUGUUUAAUUUAAAAUGAUAAUUAUUGGAUGAAUUUUCUGUCAUUGACGAAAAUCUAACCUCACUACGUAUCAUAUAUAAUAUAUUAUUAUUCUUGAUGCUGAUUUUUCAUCUGAUGAAUUUUCAAUAAUUUACUUAUAUCCUCAUAAUUCAUAUUUUAUCAACUUCUGAUGAUAAGGAUAAUAUCUGAUUCUGCAAUCAAUUACAUACAAAAAAAAAAUAUUGGCUUUCCUCAUAUCUUUCAAAUUUUUGCUGUCCGAAUUUUUUUUUCAAUCAAUCAAUCGUCCAGAACAAUAACACACUCGUCGACACACAUGUUACAUUUAAAUAUUUUUAAAUAGAUGCAUUUAGUCAAUUUUUUUUACGUCCACUUAUUCGCUACAAAUAAAUUUUUCAUCUUGUCUUGUGUUUUAAAAUCUUCAAUUAUUUAUCAUGUUUGACAAUAAUAAUUUCAUUGAUCUUCUGUUCAUUAUUACCCAAACAAUUCACGCUCUGACACAACAUGCUCUUGUUUUUCCCAAAUCUCAUUAUAUCUAAUUUUUACAUCAUCAUUGUUUCUUUUUAUUGAGCUAUCAAAGUUAUUUGAAUUUUUUUUUCUUAUUCUAAUCAAGAACAUCAAUUUUGCCAUUUACAUUUGUGUUUGUGUUUAUUGAGAAGAUAUAUAUAUUUCAUAGAUAAUUCAUAUGCCAUUUUUUUCGACCACCAUGAUUCGAAUCAAUGAAAUCAUCGCAUAUCAUAAAAGUUGUUCUUAAGUCAUCGAUUCUAACCAGAGAUAGACCAGGGACACAAAUAAGUCGACCUGAAUUAUUGUUUCGAAUUUUGUUGUCGAAGAUUUCGGAUUUGUGUAUAUCUAUGAUCCAUAUCUUUCCGGUAUACAUGCAUACACACACACACACACACACAUGAAUAAACAUACCACUCAUGCACAAAGACAUUUGAUUGUCUGACUCAAACAAUCUAUAAUAAAAUGAUUUUAAAAAGUUCAGAAAAAUAAUGGAAGCCACACACACACACACACACACACAACACAGAUACACGAUUACAUACAAUUGUUCCAAACAAUGGAUAUUUUCUCUAUCCUUAUCAAGAACAUUCAAAAUAUUAAUUAUUUUAAUCUAAAAUUUCAGCACCUUAUUCGAUAAUUAUAAUAAUUGAAAACGAAUAAAAAUAUUUUUCAUUUCA